Pseudozyma flocculosa PF-1 is the source of this 1674-nucleotide messenger RNA. RefSeq lists its product as uncharacterized. Bases 1 to 1674 code for a protein of 557 amino acids. The transcript has a single exon. NCBI's taxonomy places the organism in Eukaryota, Fungi, Basidiomycota, Ustilaginomycetes, Ustilaginales, Ustilaginaceae. The record is from RefSeq and is a predicted model, not a curated record.
AUGCCAACAGCGUCCUCCUCCUCAACGUUCGCACCCUCGGCAUCAGACAUCAUCGUACUCGACAACGGCGCAUCCCACCUCCGCCUCUGGUCCACCGCUGUCCCCCACCCUCUCGUCCUGCCCAACUUUAUCGGCCGCUCCCGGUCAACCCGGACCACGUACCUACCCGCCGCCUUUUCGGCCUCAUGCAAGGAUCUGGGCGGCCUGCACCUGCGCAUACCCUUUGAGAGGGGCCAUAUCAUCGACUGGCCCGCCCUCAAGCUCAUCUGGGACGAUGCCUUCCGCCACCUCCUCGCCCUCCCUGCCGCAGCGUCGGGCGACCCCAAGGGAAAGGCAAAAGCCAGGCUGCUAGAGGGCAAGACCGUCAUCGUCACAGAACCCUACUUUGACUUUGCGGAAGAGCAAGACGCCCUCGAUACGGUCCUCUUCGAAGAGUACGGCGCAGACGCCAUCUGGCGGUGCACGCCCGCACAGCUCGCCGUCUGGGACGAGGCAAACUCGGCCAACCCGCCCGGUUCCGCCGCCGCAAACAGGGCCGAGGCGCAGCGAGCGCAGAAAGAAUCGCCAGCUGGUCCAGCAGCGGCAGCGGCGGCGACAGCCACCUCGACCCCACCACCCCCCAAGAAGACGCGAUCGCGCCCAUCCGCGUCUGCCACACCCGCGGCGGCCAGCACCCUGGCCAGACGGCUCAAGCUGGUGCGGCCGGAGUGCACGGUCGUCGUCGAUCUCGGUUUCAGCUAUACACACGCCGUCCCGCUCGUCCGCAAUGACGUGUGCUGGUCGGCCGUGCGGCGGCUCGACCUGGGCGGCAAGCUGCUCACCAACCUGCUCAAGGAGACGCUCUCGUUCCGCCAGUGGGACAUGAUGGACGAGACCUACCUCACCAACGUCGUAAAGGAACGGUGCUGCUUUGUCGCCGCCGCCAGCGGUGCCAGCCCGCGAGCACCCUCGAGCGUGGGCCGAGACCGAAUCGUCCGGGACAUGCAGGCGCGGCGGCCGAGCGAGUGGACCUUCGCCGAGCUCAUCGAGUACUGCAAGGCGACGGGCGGAGGUCGGUUGCGGCAGGAGUGGAAGCUGCCCGACUACGAGACGGUGCCGCAGAGCGAUGACGAGCUGUACGGCUACAUCCAGAGCGGGCCGGGAAGCAAAGACGAGCGGGACCGAUGGCAGCGAAGGAAUGACGAGGAUGGCGGUGGGGUUGGGCACAGCUCGGUGCCGGACGACGACCAAGGCCGACGAACCGACGCCUUCAUCGGCACGGUACCGCCUUCCUCGCCCUCGUCCCCCGCCUCCAACUCGGCACGAGCGCACGCACGCAAACGCCGGCGCGCCUCGACGGCAUCCUCGUCGUCGUCAUCGGGGCGGGGCAGCAGCAGCCCAUCGCACGACGCCGAGGCAGGCGAGCAGAUCCUGACGCUGACGACGGAACGGUUCACGGUGCCGGAAUCGCUCUUUGAUCCGAGGCUGGUGGGGCUGGACCAGUGCGGCGUGGCGGAGCUGGUUUCGGACGCCAUCGCGGCGAUGCCCGAGACGUACCGCGAGAUGGCGUGGUCCAACAUCCUGCUCAUCGGCGGGUGUGCGAGGAUGGUAGGGCUGGAAAGGAGGAUGCGGGACGAAUUGAGGGCAUUGGCGCCCCUCGACGUGCCUGUGCGUGUGCGCAUGGCUCAAGAGUGA